CAUUCGCACACCCGCGCCACCCCCAAAACCCUAGCCGCCGCCGCCGCCCGCCGCCGCCGCCAUGGCCGCCCAGACCCGCCCGCUCGUCUCCGUGAAGGCCCUGGAGGGCGACAUGGCCACCGACAACAGCGGCAACCUGGCGCUCGCCGAGGUGUUCCGCGCGCCGCUCCGCCCCGACGUGGUCCGCUUCGUCCACAGGCUGCUGUCGUGCAACAAGCGCCAGCCGUACGCCGUCUCCCGCCGCGCCGGCCACCAGACCUCGGCGGAGUCGUGGGGCACGGGGCGCGCGGUGUCGCGUAUCCCGCGUGUCCCGGGGGGCGGCACGCACCGCGCCGGGCAGGGAGCCUUCGGCAACAUGUGCCGCGGCGGGCGGAUGUUCGCGCCCACCAAGACCUGGCGCAAGUGGCACCGCCGCGUCAACGUCCACCUCCGCCGCGUCGCCGUCGCCUCCGCCCUCGCCGCCACCUCCGUCCCGUCCCUCGUCCUCGCCCGCGGCCACCGCAUCGAGGCCGUCCCCGAGCUCCCCCUCGUCAUUUCCGACUCCGCCGAGUCCAUCGAGAAGACCUCCCAGGCCAUCAAGAUCCUCAAGCAGGUCGGCGCCUACGCCGACGCCGAGAAGGCCAAGGACUCCGUCGGCAUCCGCCCCGGCAAGGGUAAGAUGCGCAACCGCCGGUACAUCAACCGCAAGGGCCCCCUCGUCGUCUACGGCACCGAGGGCUCCAAGAUCGUGAAGGCCUUCCGCAACCUCCCCGGCGUGGACGUCGCCAACGUCGAGCGCCUCAACCUGCUCGACCUCGCCCCCGGUGGCCACCUCGGGCGCUUCGUGAUCUGGACCGAGAGCGCCUUCAAGAAGCUCGAGGAGGUGUACGGCACCUUCGAUGCGCCCUCGCUGAAGAAGAAGGGCUUCAUUCUGCCGAGGCCCAAGAUGGCCAAUGCUGAUCUUGGCAGGAUCAUCAACUCUGACGAGGUGCAGUCUGUGGUGAAGCCCCUCAACAAGGAGGUCAAGCGCAGGGAGAAGAGGAAGAACCCGCUCAAGAAUGUCGCCGCUGUGCUCAAGCUCAACCCCUACUUCGGCACUGCCCGCAAGAUGGCCACCCUUGCUGAGGCCGCCCGCAUCAAGGCCAGGAAGGAGAAGCUUGACUCCAAGAGGACCAAGCUUAGCCCGGAGGAGGCCGCAAAGGUUAAGGCUGCUGGAAAGGCAUGGUACAAGACCAUGAUCUCAGACAGCGACUAUGCUGAGUUUGACAACUUCUCGAAGUGGCUCGGUGUGUCGCAGUGAGCGUUGUCUUUUUUAAGUUUUGAGUAGCAGCGUUACCGAUCUUAUCUCAAGGAUUUACCAAUCUGUUUUUACCUGAACAUCUAUCUCCAUAAGAAGUUUUCUGUGGGAUUUUGAGACUAAGUCAGCUCCGUUUUGUUAAUGUGUUGUCGUGAGAACAUAGCGUAUGAUGUGGUUCGGACCAGCUAUCUAAAUUAUGUUUGCACUUCCCAAGUUCUCUGUGA
Messenger RNA from Oryza brachyantha (malo sina), 1500 nucleotides. RefSeq names its product 60S ribosomal protein L4-1-like. Gene Ontology annotation, biological process: translation. The coding region runs from base 62 to 1279 and encodes 405 amino acids. The record is from RefSeq and is a predicted model, not a curated record. Gene Ontology annotation, molecular function: RNA binding; structural constituent of ribosome. Lineage: Eukaryota; Viridiplantae; Streptophyta; Magnoliopsida; Poales; Poaceae. Gene Ontology annotation, cellular component: ribosome; cytosolic large ribosomal subunit. The transcript is spliced from 2 exons.